Messenger RNA from Owenia fusiformis, 9678 nucleotides. The record is from the annotation of a GenBank genome assembly. NCBI's taxonomy places the organism in Eukaryota, Metazoa, Annelida, Polychaeta, Sabellida, Oweniidae.
UAAACCGCCAUUUUGUUUUGUGAGAUGAAUCAAAGUUGAAAAGUUUUUCUUAUUUUUUUGAUCAAUACGUCGUAUCCUGAGGUCAGAAACUAUGCAUAGUAAUACAUGAGGAACUAUGAUGUGAAGUGUUUGCUAAAACCUGUUCUCCAAAAUGGAUAUUCCACGGAAUACAGCAUCCGUAGACACAAUCCAAAGCCAUGAUGAAUCAGCAUCAUUAGAUCCUUCAGUAUGUAGCACAGAAAACCCUCCUCAGGAUGAUCACUUCGCCAUAAGCGAGGCAAAUUUCAACCAGGGGCAGCUAAAACUAAAAAUAUCAACUAUACGGAAAUCUGUAUCUGAAGAAAGUUCCAAAUCUGAAGAUGACUCCACUGAUAUUGUUAAUGAUGCUGUGUUACUUGAUGAUUCAAAAAUGUUAGAUUCUUCUGACUCCAAAUGCCAGGUUGAUGAAAACUCCCGGGGUGAUUCCAAGUUACUCAAUGAAACAGAAUCUUCAUUUGAAAGCUCAGAGGAUGUAAACAAGGCUGAAGUUGACAAGAAUACAGACACAAUGAGGGUUCCUGCUCAAUACCAUCAUAGAUUAGCUUCACACAUCAACAAACCUGAUUCUAUAAUAGUCCAACAAGAUGAUAAACCCAAUGGUGUCACAUCUGAUAAAGACAACAUGGCUGAUAAACAGGAGAUUGAUGCACCUAAUAAUAAUACAAAUAGUAAAAGUGGUGAAGUUAAAGCAGAGGCAGACAGCAAAGCAUCUGAUAAUGACAUUUCCUCUAAGACAACAGUAUUAACAUCAAGUGUGGAACAAGUUAAAACUACACAGGCAGUGAUAGCCAUGUCCAAACCCUCUGUGAUUGACCCAGUUGGAGUAGGGUCUAGCAUAGAGAAGGUAAAAAGGAAACCAGGUAGACCUAAGAAGGUUGUCCCAACAACAUUAAUGGAGCCACUUCCUGAUGCUUUGUUACGUUUGGAUACUGCAUCAAAUGUGUCCCCAGACAGUGGAAUAUCAUUAAAUCCUGACUCACCCUCCUCUGGGCCUACAUCAGUGUUAUAUCCCUCUCCCCUCGUAGGACCAACUGGGUCAGUUAAUCAUCAUCCACAUAAAAAAAUCACGAAACCCCAACCCAAACCAAAAACUUCGAAAUCCUCAAAUAGAGCAAAGGAGCAUAAACAGAAAAAAUUAUCUGCAAAAUCAGAAGCUGCAAAGCAAAAAGAGGAUGAUGUUAGGAUGUUACAUGUGGAGGAUACUAUUGAUUAUGUGAUACACUGUGCAAUGCUUGGACAUUUUGAGCACCAGACUGAAGAGUUUGGACAAUCUGGCCGGCCCAGGAUUAAGCCUUACCCUGGCGAUGAAAAAUUCUCAGUUUACGCACAAAAGAAACUUUUACUCACAAAAUCAAAUUUUUAUAAAAAACGAAUAAUAGGUGAAGAAGUGAAGGUCCCACCUAAGCCAUCUUCUAAACAAGCAAAGUAUAAACCAAAAUAUGAUAAACCUGGUAGGCCUUGUAAAAAUCUGUGUAAAACAAAAAGAGGUCCUGGAAGGCCAAGAAAAUAUCCACUAAAGACGGAUGUAAAACAUAAACCCAGUGUCACGUCUGAAACUAUCAGUAUGACUAAUAUAAGUGAUGGAGAUGAAAUUUAUGCAACUGGAAAAGAUUCUCAUCUAAGCAGUAUUCAUUCAGAAUGCCCUUCUGGGUCAUUUGAGAUCUCUUCAUCUUCCACUAAACCCUUAUCUCCAUUGCCAUCUCUCAUUGUCCCUACAACACCUCCCCCUCGCAAAAGACCCGGCCGUCCUCCAAGUUCUGGGAGAAAAAUGUCAAAAAAUAUGCUCCAUAUGAAAACAAUGGCUAUUCCUACAAGCCCUAAAAGCCCCACAAAACUAUCAACUCCUGUGACAGUUAAAAGAAAAGUUGGGAGACCACGGAAAUCUCCAGUUCUCCCAACUACAAAGCCAUUAAAAUCCAUGGAUGUGGCCAGCAGUAUGGCGAGUAAACAUAAUACAAGCAUAGAGAGUACUAUGGAUUUUGGAAAUUUAUUACAAAGUGUCCAAGACUCUAUUCAUAAUCAGUUUGAGAAGCAUGAUGAUGAUUUUUCAAUGUCAAAUGAGAGUAGUGAUAGACUAAGUACAUACUCUAAGUCAUCCAGAGCUAGCAAAAACAACGAGUCAUUGGAUACAAGCCGUUCUUCAUCAAUAUCUGGCACCAAAUCAAAAUACAAAAAACCGAAAGUGCAUGUUAUGAUGAGGACUCGUAAAAAGCGACAUAGGAAAAAGAAAUCAGUAUCCAGUAUGAAUGGUGCUAGUUCACAUAAUACAACAAUAGAGGACCAGGAACAGGUUGAUGAACUAAUCAAUGAACCUGAAGAUAUUAAACCAGUACUUCCUAAAUUAGAUAAAGUAGACCCUAUUGACACUCCUGCAUUAGACAUUGACCCUUGUGACCUUUCCCCUCAAAAAUCAGAAGCAUCUCCAACACACAGUGUUAAAUCACAACCCACAUCCAAGAAGUCAGAACAUGAUGUUGAUGAGAAAUUACCUGACCUUGACAUUGAUAUUUUCUCAUCUAAGAGAAAAAAGAGAGAGUCUGUGAACUCAGAUGUGUCAGCUGAUGGGGCACCACCUGUGUUACAACCAUAUUAUAAAGGUGAUGGAGCCAUCCGUCACCAUAAAAGGAAAUCUAACAAGGUCAAAAGACUCAAAAGUAAACAUAAAAAUAUUUACGACCCAGCCUUUCUGGCUAAGGUUGAGGAUAUUAUAAAAUCAAUUAACAAAAUCACACUUGGAAAGGGAUAUUCUCACCCUGAACAUUUACCUAUUGCUUUCCAAAUUGGUCCUAUUGUCAAGAAAAAGAAAUCAAAGAAGGAUCGAAGGGACAAAGAAAGGUCCUCAACAGAAGGAAGUACAAAAUCUAGCCAUAAGUCAAAAUCACAUAAAGACAAGUCUCGGUCUAAAGACUCUAAAAACAAAGACAAAGAAAAGCAUAAAUCUAAAGAGAAAUCUGAAAAGAAACACUCAGAACACAUUACAUUAGAUACAGAACAAAGUAAGAAGGAAUUAAAACAUAAAGAUAAAACUAAAAUUAAAAAACCAAAGGAGAAAAAGGAAGAACCAGAAGUAAAAGUCAAACCAGACCAACCUGUGUUAAAAGAUAAACCAUCAAAACAUAAAGAUAAAGAUGCUAAAUCUAAACCAGAUUUAAAUCCUAAAGAGAAAUCCAAUAAUAACCAACAUACAGAGUCAUCAAAGGUGAUUACAACAGAAUCCGAGAAAUCCAAACGUGGACGCAAAAAGAAGGUUCCUGUUGAAGAUAUGUCAAUGACUUUAUCAGAUACAAGUACAGCCAGCCCAAACAGCCAACAAUGUCUACCAUUGAAGAAAAGACACAAGUUGAUCGCUGCAGCUGCUGCCAAAGAACAGGCAGAACUGAUACAACACAAAGCUGAUGUUGAAAAGUUAGACAAAGAGAAAAAGAAGCCAGGCCGUGCCAAGAAAAGAACAGCUAGUGAAAGUGAUCUUGAUCUUUCAAAGCAAGGAAGUGCAAGUGCUGUUACGACUGAGGCUGCCAUCCCAGAAGAGGCCAACAAAGGUGCACCGCAGACCACACUCAAUGCAGUCAUACCCACCAAGAAAGGCAAAAAAUCUAAACUAGAUCCAGAUAUAAAUACAGACUCUGUGCCAUUAAAAACUAAAUCCAAGAAGCCAGGUCCCCAACCGAAGGAUUCAAGUAAAGCUAUUGAAUUAGCUCCACCAUCUCCAAAGAAAAUGAAGAAGGGAGCUGGUGAACCUUCAUCUAGCACCACUUCAGACCCAAUAAAAAAUUCAAAGAAAAAGAACCUUAAGAAAAUUAAAAGUGUGUCACCCACAAGAAAAAUUGAUAAAACAGUCCCUAAAGACAUUGAUGCUCCUGUGAAGCCUCUAAAACGAGGUCCAGGAAGGCCCCCUAAUCCAAAUAAACCUAAAAAGGUCCCUGGGCGUAGGCCUGGUAGACCUAUGGGAAGCAAAAACAAAUCUCCAAAACUAGAUGUAUCAAAAGACUCAAAUGAUAAAAUUUCAACUCCUAAGUCUUCACCGAGCAAAGUAGUUGACUCAGAAUCACCUAAGAAAAGAGGCCCAGGGAGACCCCCUAAGGAUCCCAAUAAGAUCUCACCCAAUAAAUCAAACUCUCCUGAAGUACCUUUGAAAAAACGAGCUGGUCGACCUCCAAAAUAUCUCAGCAAGUAUGAUACAAUGCUGGAUCCUGCGGCAAAGUUGUUGAAUAAAGCCAAAGUAACAAAAGCAAAGACUGUGAAGCGCAAAAAGAAGGGUGAGGUUGAGAAAUGUGAAAUUGGAGUAGGAACUGAUGAUCUUGUGGAGUAUAUGGGGCAAGGUUUAAUGCACCCCUAUGUAAUGGGAAUGCCUUUGAUGACUCCUUUGCCUAUGGCAGGUGCCCUUCCCCCAGGUGGUGCUCUACCCCCUGGUAUGUUACCAGCUGGAGCUCAAAUCCCCCCACAAUAUGCAGGAGUUAUACGCUCCACUAAAGAGCUUUAUCCUCAGAACCCAGAAGCAUCUGCAGCUAUGUCAAAUUCGGCUCCAACAACUAAUUCAACACCAAAGCAAGCAAUGGCUGCAGCUCCAUGCGAAGCCCAAGUUACUAUGGAAGAAAACGAAACUGUGAUACAGUGUAAUUCUAAAGUGAAAUCACAGGAUAUAUCAAGUUCAAUGGAUACAUCUCUUGACUCCUCUAAGUCUGAAAUGGAUCAGAAUCUGUCCGUAGGAAGCAGCUUGAAUGCCACUCAGGAUGAGGUUCCAGAAAGUUCUAAAGAUACAUUGGAUACCACAACUACAAACAAUCUAUCAAAAGCAUCAGAAGAUAAGGAUUGUUCCAAUUCUGAUACUUCCAAAGAAUCUUCUGACAUGAAGUCAACUUUUGAUAUUACAGCUGGGUCAAAUGUAGAAAAUUCCAUAGAUUCAAAUGAAAAAAUGCUCUGUUGUAAUGAUACAAACAAUACUAACGAUUCAGUUGACAUUGAAAAAACAAAAGAUUCUGUAGACUUUGAAAAAACAAAAGACUCUGAAGAAACAGAAACAACAAUUGAUUCUGUUGAUAUUGAAAAAAAUGAUUCAAAAUCAAAUGAGAUAAACAAUACAAAAAGUUCAAAUGAUCCAGACGAUACAAAUGAUUCUAAUCAUACAGACAAUAUUAAAGAUUCAACCGUGGAAGAAAAAUCAAAUGAAUCACUUGAUACCCCAUCCAUAUCUUCCAGAGGAUCUGUAAAUGAAUCUCAUAGUGAUGUGAACUCAAGUGUCGUCAACAUAACCAGUGAGAUUAACAAAACUGAAGAAACUAUACCAAGUGAUCUAAAUGAGAGUCAGUCUUCAGAUUUACAGCAUGAGACGAUGACUACCCAAAGUGAAAAUAAUUCACAUGAUGAAACCAAAAAUGAUAGCAAAGACUCCGAAACAGCGAAUUAUAAAUCUGAAAAGGACUUAUGCGAAGGUAAAGACAUUGAAAGCUCAUGUAAUAUCUCAACAAACAUCUCAGAACAAGAAACAUCUGAAAGCAAAGACAAUACUGGUAUUAAUGAAUCUUCAUCUAAAUCCCCAUUACAAGGUGUAUCAAGUGCUAAAAAUUCACCAACCAAGGAUAGUAUUAAACACAGUGAUACUGAAAUAGCUUCAGGUAAUAAGGGAACUGACCAACAAAGUCCUGGGAAAACGAUUAUAGCUCAGAGUCACUCAAAUCCAAUCAGAAUAGAGUUUACUGAUAAGGACCUAUCUGAGGCUAAGGAAGGACUUGAAGGUAAAGAUAAACAGAUCAGGAGUAGUACACCAACUGAGGAAAUCUGUACUAGGGAAACUGCAACUAAACACAUCAUUCCUUCAAAAAUUAGAAAAGGCUCUCGGCGAUCUACAGAGAGUCCAAAUCGAAAUCUGUUUGAUGAUAUGCCUAAACCUACUGACACUUCAACUAAUAAGAAAAAGAAUGCUGUUAUUCAAAAUAAACUGCAGCAAAAAGAGAAGGCUAAGGGUCGCAAAAGGCAGCAUAGUGCAGAUACUCCUAAUAAUACUGAAACCAUGGAUAAUAGUGUGGAUGGUAUCAUAGAGAAUGAAAGUGUGGUUAAAGACAUAGUGGAGCCCUUGUUGAAAAAGACCAAAAGCAAAGGCCCUAAAAGUAAAAAGUACAUACUCCCUAGUGAAACAGAAAGUCAGAGUGACAGUGAUCCACCUAAGAUAAAGAAGAAAAAAACAAGUAGUCUUCCCAAGAAGAAGUAUCAGAAAUGUGGAAUAUUCUCAGCAAUCUACAAAAUUGAUCAGAAGGACAAAUCCAACAACAACAGUAGUAGCAAAGAUAAAUCCUCAAUAUCUGUGAGUGGGGAGGAAGAUUGUGGCCUUCUCCCCAUCCCACUUUAUGAAUUUGGCAAACAUUUCAUGGAGAAGGAGGCUGAUUUUCAGCUGCCUUAUGACAUCUGGUGGCAACAUAAACACAAGAAAGCAUCAGCAAGUGAACCAGCUGGCAAAGAACUGAUCCAGAAUCACUAUAAAUACAAGAAAAUCAGAACAAAUGUUUAUGUUGAUGUUAAACCUGUCUCUCGUGACGAGUGUCACCCGUGUAACUGUCGAUAUCCUGCUGACCAAUCACAGAAGGCCUGUACAGAUGACUGUUUGAAUCGUAUGAUGUAUGCUGAGUGUUCACCACAGGCGUGUCCAUGUGCAGAGAGAUGUGGAAACCAGCGUAUCCAGAAACAUGAGUGGGCUCCAAACCUAGAGAAAUACAUCACAGCAAAUAGAGGUUAUGGUGUUCGUACCAAUGGAAAAAUUACUGCAAACCAGUUUAUCCUUGAGUAUGUUGGUGAGGUUGUCAGCGAACAAGAGUUCCGUAGACGUAUGACUGAAAAUUAUUCAAAGGAUAAUCACCAUUACUGUUUGAACCUGGAUAGCGGCAUGGUGAUUGAUGGUUAUCGUCUUGGCAACAUUGGUCGCUAUGUCAACCACUCAUGCGGCCCAAACUGUGAGAUGCAGAAAUGGAAUGUGAAUGGUGUAUACAGGAUUGGGCUGUUUGCAUUGAAAGAUAUAGAGCCUGGGACAGAACUCAACUAUGACUACAACUUUGAUGCCUUCAACCUAGAUAGCCAGCAAAUCUGUAAAUGUGGUAGUGAUAAAUGUCGAGGUGUAAUGGGUGGAAAAUCACAACGUCUUAACGGACUCGUGAAAACAGAUCAGCCCUCAAGAAAUAAAGGUCGACCAUGCAGGGACAAGAGGAAAUCCAAACAUAGGAAAGGCAGAGAGAAGGAAAAGAAGGUGGAAUUGACUUCAUCCAAGCCCCAGAAUACCCCUAUGAAACCCAUGUCACAUAGAGAACGUUGCUAUGCCCAGAAGCACAAAAUAUUCUUAUUGAGGAAUAUGGAGCGUGUAAAACAUAUGAAGAACAAGCCUCAGGAAAUGACUGCAGAGGAGCAGGAGACAUUUAUGAAAGAUCGCUACUCUAAGAAAGAUGUGUUUAUGACUCAGUUUACAGCUUUGAAGACCUCUAGAUCUGUUAGAACAAGGCGUUUAGCUGUAGCAGAGGAGAACUGUGAAGUCACGAGAGCAGCUAGACUUGCGCAGGUAUUUAGGGAGAUCUAUAAUGAUAUCACAACUUAUAAAGAUGAGGAGGACCUCCAACUCUCCAUCCCUCUCAUGACACUCCCAUCAAAGAAAAAACAACCAGACUACUAUACUACUAUAAAGGAUCCAAUAGAUCUUUCUAUGAUUGAGCAGAAAAUCCUGACUGGACAGUACAGCAAUGUUGAAGCCUUCAAUACUGAUAUAAACAAACUGUUUAGUAAUGUGGAGGAAUAUUGUGGUAAGAAGUCAGAGAUGGGCCAGAUAGUGCUUAAAUUACGUAAAGUGUACUGUACCUCUAAACUUGAAGCCACUGGACAACUUGAAGAAAUCCUGAAUGAACAGUUGAAGCCACAAAGUUUCUCUGGGGAUUCUGAGGCCAGUGAAGCACUGAAUACAGAAGGUGAUGUGAAAGCUGUAGAUGAUGGUAACCAAGACAACAAGGAUGAAGAAGAUGAAGAGGAGGAAGAGGAAAUUAUCCGCUGUGUCUGUAACAUCUACAAAGAUGAGGGACUCAUGAUUCAAUGUGAAAAAUGUUUUAAAUGGCAGCAUUGUGAGUGUAUGGGACUGGCUGAUGCAGUGGAUGGCUACAACUGUGAGCUUUGUGAUGUUAGACCAAUCAGCAGAGAGGUAGUGAUUGAUCCGCAGCCUUACGACGCCACCCCUGGUUGCAUCUAUUACAUGACCUUGAUGCGCGACGACCUCCAGAUACGUCUUGGUGAGUGUGUAUAUCUGCUUCGUGAUAGUCCUCUAAGAAAGAGUCCAGAUGGCACUACCACAAGGGUUUCCUACAGAAAACUUGCCACAAUCAGCCACGAUAAAUUAGACAUAUUCCGAGUAGAAAGACUUUGGAAGAAUGAGAAAGGAGAGAGGUUUGCCUUCGGACACCAUUAUUACCGUCCACAUGAAACAUUCCAUGAACCAGCUAGAAAAUUCUUCCCUAAUGAGGUAUUUCGGGUUCCUCUGUAUGAAAUCCUGCCACUUGAAGCCAUUAUUGACACAUGUCUAGUCGUUGACCUCCCCACCUACUGCAAGGGUUUACCUAAAGGGGUCAAGGCGGAGGAUGUCUAUAUAUGUGAAUACAGAAUGGACAAGACAGCUCAUCUCUUCUUUAAGAUCUCUAAAACAAAACACCCAAUCAACACCAAGUCUUAUUGCUUUGACAUGUAUGAUGAAAAGUUGACGCCAAAGCGAACAUACUCGCCACAUGAUAUUCCUGAGGAGUACCUACGUAAGAUCGAGAGAGUUGCUCACAAAGACCACACAAAGUCAUCUGAUGAGACAAGUGAUCCUGAGGAAGAUCUGCCUUUGAUGAAGGUUUUAGAAGAAAAGAGGAAGAAGAAAUGUGACAGACUACAACAGCUGCUGACUAAACUAACAGACGAUAGUGAACUGAAAGAUGGUCUCGCUCCAGAUUUGAAUUAUUUAUUUGAUGAUACAAAGCGACAUCGGAAAAAGACAUCACAUGUGGAUUGAUAAUGACGCAAGAAAUAUAUUAGUGUCAGCUAAUACUUGUAAGACACGAGAUAAAGAAAAUUUCCACUGCGUAUGAAAUAAGACAUCAGAAAAGUAUUACUGAACACAGGACACCUGAUAAAAGACUCCUUGUCUCUGCGUUGAAAUAUAACACAGGAAAAGUAUUACUAAUUUGGCACAAGACACUGAAAAGACACCUGCCCUGUGUAUUGAAAUAAGGUACAGAAAAAGUAUUACUCAUUUGACACAAGGCAUACGAAAAAGAUAACUAUAUCCAUUAAAGCUUUAUGAUGCAGGAAAAGUUAUUUAUGGAAUAAUACAAGACACACUUUUGUGGAUUGAUAUCCCGAUAUGUGUCAGGGAACAUUCAUUGUGUGCAAAGCCACCAUUUAUAAAAAAUCAUGAAUUGGUAUAAUAACAAGAGAUCAUGACCCAUUGGAUAUAAAAAGGAAUAGUUUCAAAAACAAGAGUUUUAUGGAGAUUAACAUUGAAAGCAUCACUUAUUAAAUUGGUGAUUAUAAGGGAUAAUAACCAACUUAACUUAAUGGAUACCUAACAAGGAGUAUUGGAAGCCAUUAUUCAAACUCGAUACUCCGUUGUCCGGCAUAGACCAAUUUGGUAACAAUAUU